GCCUCGUCCCGAUUUCCCUUUGCCUCUCUUUCGGGAACGAGAGAGGUGGAGGGAGGCAACGAGGUUGCAAAGGAGAGGCCCGCCAAAUCGGCCCGCCUGCAAAGUGUUGCUUUGACACAUCCUUAUUAUGGAACUUUAGUGAAAAAACUCUGGACGUGGAGCUGCUACCCAGACGGAGACCGGGGGAAAGGAAACCAGUGGGCAGGCCAAUGUUUUUUUUCGGCAGCGCGCUGGCAAGUUUGUGGAACACUUUCUAGGAAUUAGGUCUUUUUCCUCUCCCGUCAUCUUCUUGACUUCUGAAGAACGAACUUGGCUUUGGAUUGCCAUGGAGCCUGAGGAGAGGGGGUUAGACACACUUGAAUAAUCCCUCCGGCUGGGCUGAAUUCGUGGGAAUUUAGGAAGCCACAGUGAGGAAAUACAGCAGCCUUGGGAGUGCUCUCUGUUAAUUUGGAUGGAUCUAAAUGUGCCCCAUUCAAGACCUCUCCACUAACCCAUUCUGAUCUUGCCAUUUGCUCUUCUUGACUUUAAUUAGCAGCUAGAAAAGUCUAAACUUUGGACCUACCUCUUUUUUUGAUACUUAUUUUUGUACUUUUGCUCUCUGGGAUUGGUUUCUUAAACAAUCUGGAUCCUUUUUAAUAUGUCAAAAUGAGUCGGCUGAUGUUUACACAACUACUGCUCUGUGGAUUUUUAUAUGUUCGGGUUGAUGGAUCUCGUCUUCGCCAGGAAGACUUUCCCCCGCGGAUUGUGGAGCACCCUUCCGAUGUCAUUGUCUCCAAGGGAGAGCCCACCACGUUGAACUGUAAGGCCGAGGGCCGGCCAACGCCCACCAUUGAGUGGUACAAGGAUGGUGAGCGGGUGGAGACUGACAAGGAUGAUCCCCGGUCCCACAGGAUGCUUCUGCCCAGCGGAUCCUUAUUCUUCUUGCGCAUUGUGCAUGGGCGCAGAAGUAAACCUGAUGAAGGAAGCUACGUGUGUGUUGCAAGGAACUAUCUUGGCGAAGCAGUGAGUCGAAAUGCAUCUCUGGAAGUGGCAUUGUUACGAGAUGACUUCCGGCAAAAUCCCACAGAUGUUGUAGUGGCAGCCGGAGAGCCUGCAAUCCUGGAGUGCCAACCUCCCCGGGGACACCCAGAACCCACCAUCUACUGGAAAAAAGAUAAAAUUCGAAUUGACGACAAGGAAGAAAGAAUAAGUAUCCGUGGUGGAAAACUAAUGAUCUCCAAUACCAGGAAAAGUGAUGCAGGGAUGUAUACCUGUGUUGGCACCAAUAUGGUGGGAGAAAGAGACAGUGAUCCAGCAGAGCUGACUGUCUUUGAACGACCCGCUUUUCUCAGGAGGCCAAUUAACCAGGUGGUGCUGGAGGAAGAAGCUGUAGAGUUUCGUUGUCAGGUCCAAGGAGAUCCUCAACCAACUGUGCGGUGGAAAAAGGAUGACGCAGACUUGCCAAGAGGAAGGUAUGACAUCAAAGAUGAUUACACACUGAGAAUUAAAAAGGCCAUGAGUACAGAUGAAGGCACAUAUAUGUGUAUUGCUGAGAAUCGGGUUGGAAAAGUGGAAGCUUCUGCUACCCUCACAGUCCGAGCUCGCCCUGUUGCUCCUCCACAGUUUGUGGUUAGGCCAAGAGAUCAGAUUGUUGCUCAAGGUCGUACAGUGACAUUUCCCUGUGAAACUAAAGGAAACCCACAGCCAGCAGUUUUUUGGCAAAAAGAAGGCAGCCAGAACCUGCUUUUCCCAAAUCAACCCCAACAGGCCAACAGCAGAUGUUCUGUGUCGCCAGCCGGGGACCUUACAAUUACCGACACUCAGCGCUCGGACGCGGGUUACUACAUCUGCCAGGCCCUAACCGUGGCAGGAAGCAUUUUAGCAAAAGCUCAGCUGGAAGUUACUGAUGUUUUGACAGAUAGACCUCCACCUAUAAUUCUACAAGGCCCAGCCAACCAAACGCUAGCAGUAGAUGGUACAGCAUUACUGAAAUGUAAAGCUACUGGUGACCCUCUUCCUGUAAUUAGCUGGCUAAAGGAGGGAUUUACUUUUCUGGGUAGAGAUCCAAGAGCAACUAUACAAGAACAAGGAACCUUGCAGAUUAAGAAUUUACGGAUUUCUGAUACUGGCACUUAUACUUGUGUGGCUACAAGUUCAAGUGGGGAGACUUCCUGGAGUGCUGUGCUGGAUGUGACAGAAUCUGGAGCAACAAUCAGUAAAAAUUAUGAUUUUAAUGACCUGCCUGGACCACCAUCCAAACCACAGGUCACUGAUGUUACUAAGAACAGUGUCACCUUGUCCUGGCAACCAGGUACCCCUGGAACCCUACCAGCAAGUGCAUAUAUCAUUGAGGCUUUCAGCCAAUCAGUGAGCAAUAGCUGGCAGACAGUGGCAAACCACGUAAAGACCACCCUCUAUACAGUGAGAGGACUGCGGCCCAAUACAAUCUAUUUAUUCAUGGUGAGAGCAAUCAACCCCCAAGGUCUCAGUGACCCAAGUGCUAUGUCAGAUCCUGUGCGCACACAAGAUAUCAGCCCACCAGCACAGGGAGUGGACCAUAGACAAGUCCAGAAAGAACUCGGCGACGUCCUUGUCCAUCUUCAUACUCCAGUUGUAUUGACUCCCACCACUGUUCAAGUCACGUGGACGGUUGAUCGCCAACCCCAGUUUAUUCAAGGCUACCGAGUGAUGUACCGUCAGACUUCAGGCCUGCAGGCUACAUCAACGUGGCAGAAUUUAGAUGCUAAAGUCCCGACUGAGCGAAGUGCUGUCUUAGUCAAUCUGAAAAAGGGGGUGACUUAUGAAAUUAAAGUUCGACCAUAUUUUAAUGAGUUCCAAGGAAUGGACAGUGAAUCUAAAACAGUUCGUACUACUGAAGAAGCCCCAAGUGCCCCUCCACAAUCUGUCACUGUGCUGACUGUCGGAAGCCACAAUAGCACAAGUAUUAGUGUUUCCUGGGAUCCUCCUCCUCCUGAUCAUCAGAAUGGAAUUAUCCAAGAAUACAAGAUCUGGUGUCUGGGGAAUGAAACACGAUUCCACGUCAACAAAACUGUGGAUGCAGCCAUUCGAUCUGUAAUAAUUGGUGGAUUAUUCCCAGGUAUUCAAUACCGGGUAGAGGUUGCAGCUAGUACCAGUGCAGGAGUUGGAGUAAAAAGUGAGCCACAGCCAAUAGUAAUUGGGGGAAGGAAUGAAGUUGUCAUUACUGAAAACAAUAACAGCAUAACUGAGCAAAUCACUGAUGUUGUGAAGCAACCAGCUUUUAUAGCUGGUAUUGGUGGUGCCUGCUGGGUAAUUCUGAUGGGUUUUAGCAUCUGGUUGUAUUGGCGAAGAAAGAAGAGAAAGGGACUCAGUAAUUAUGCCGUUACAUUUCAAAGAGGAGAUGGAGGACUAAUGAGCAAUGGAAGCCGCCCAGGUCUUCUAAAUGCUGGUGAUCCCAGUUAUCCGUGGCUUGCUGAUUCAUGGCCAGCCACGAGCUUGCCAGUAAACAACAGCAGUAGUGGCCCAAAUGAGAUUGCGAAUUUUGGGCGUGGAGAUGUGCUGCCACCAGUUCCAGGCCAAGGGGAUAAAACGGCAACAAUGCUCUCAGAUGGAGCCAUUUAUAGCAGCAUUGACUUCACGACCAAAACCACUUACAACAGUUCCAGCCAAAUAACACAGGCUACUCCAUAUGCCACUACACAGAUAUUGCAUUCCAACAGCAUACAUGAAUUGGCUGUCGAUCUGCCUGAUCCACAGUGGAAAAGCCCAAUUCAGCAAAAAACAGAUCUGAUGGGAUUUGGUUAUUCUCUACCUGAUCAGAACAAAGGUAACAAUGGUGGGAAAGGUGGAAAAAAGAAGAAAAAUAAAAACUCUUCUAAAGCACAGAAAAACAAUGGAUCAACCUGGGCCAGUGUUCCGCUACCUCCUCCCCCAGUCCAGCCCCUUCCUGGUACAGAGCUGGAACACUAUGCAGUGGAACUGCAAGAAAAUGGCUAUGACAGUGAUAGCUGGUGCCCACCAUUACCAGUACAAACUUAUUUACACCAGGGUAUGGAAGAUGAACUCGAAGAAGAUGAUGAUCGUGUCCCAACACCUCCUGUCCGAGGCGUGGCUUCUUCCCCUGCUAUUUCCUUUGGACAGCAGUCCACUGCAACUCUAACUCCCUCCCCACGGGAAGAGAUGCAGCCCAUGCUGCAGGCUCACCUGGAUGAGUUGACAAGGGCCUAUCAGUUUGACAUAGCAAAGCAAACAUGGCAUGUUCAAAGCAAUAAUCAACCUCCGCAGCCCCCGGUUCCACCAUUAGGUUACAUGUCCGGAGCUUUGAUUUCCGAUUUGGAAACAGAUGUUCCAGAUGAUGAUGCUGAGGAUGAAGAGGAAGCUUUAGAAAUCCCCAGGCCCCUGAGAGCACUAGAACAGACGCCCGGAUCCAGUACGGACAAUCUAGACAGCUCUGUGACAGGUUCAAUGGUAAAUGGAUGGGGCUCUGCAUCUGAUGAGGACCGUAACUUUUCUAGUCAUAGAUCUAGUGUAGGUAGCUCAUCAGAUGGCUCCAUCUUUGCCAGCGGCAGUUUUGCACAAGCACUGGUGGCAGCAGCAGAUAAAGCUGGUUUUAGGCUGGAUGGAACCAGCCUUACAAGAACAGGCAAAGCCUUUACCUCCUCUCAAAGACCUCGACCAACCAGCCCAUUUUCUACUGACAGUAACACCAGUGCAGCCAUGAGUCAAAGUCAGAGGCCUCGGCCCACUAAAAAACACAAGGGAGGGCGAGUGGACCCACAACCAGCAUUGCCUCACCGAAGGGAAGGAAUGACAGAUGAUCUUCCACCACCACCAGAUCCCCCUCCCGGUCAGGGUUUAAGGCAGCAAAUAGGCCCGAGCCAGCAUGCUGGUAACGUGGAAAACUCAACAGAGAGAAAAGGAAGCUCUCUGGACAGACAGCAAGCAUCCAACUUAGAAGACACAAAGAGCUCUUUGGAUUGUCCAGCUAAAACAUCCCUAGAGUGGCAGCGACAAACCCAGGAAUGGAUAAACUCCACAGAACGUCAAGAAGACAUACGGAAAGCCCUCCACAAACAAGGUGUUGGACCAGAGGAGACCUUGGUGCCCUACAGCAAGCCCAGUUUCCCAUCUCCAGGGGGUCAUAGCUCAUCAGGAACGGCUUCUUCUAAGGGAUCCACUGGACCUAGGAAAGCCGAGGCAUUGAGGGGAAGCCACCAGCGCAAUGCCAGCGACCUUCUUGACAUAGGAUAUAUGGGCUCAAAUAGUCAAGGACAGUUUACAGGUGAAUUAUAGUAACUGAGAGGAGACAUGCAAAGCUGCUCUGAAGGACCAUCAGGUCUGAACUCAUGGAAGUGAUGACACUAGACAGUGCAAUGAACAAUUUCUAUUUAUGUACUAUUAACAGAACUGUAAAUGCAAUGUAAAGACACACAGCCACACAUAUCCCACAGAUAUCUUACUUGUGUUCUUCUCUUAAGUACACCACCCACCUUAACUCUUUCUUGUCAGGAGUAUAUAAAAAAAGAAAGAAAACAAAGCUCGCCCUCCAGGAAGAAAAGGAUUUUCCUCUGUAUAUAAUUUCUUUCGUGCAUUGCUAUGCAAGCUCACUCUUUUUAGCUCUGUUCAUAUUAUUGUCUGUUCUUAUUGGUCUGUUGUACUAUAUGUGAAUUAAUAGGCUGUGGUGCCAUAUAUUAACUUUUAAUUGUGUAACUUUUAUGUUUAAAUUUUGCACUGCAAUUUUAUUUGGUGAUAAGCACAAAUCUCUACUCCUCGUGACAUGAAGAAAAAGACUGAAUGUGAAGGGAGUUUCUGUACUGUAAGCUAGGUUGGAUAAUGCUGGUUGUAACCAAUCACGUUAGGGGGUUUUCAGUUGGGGUGUAGAAAUAGGAAAGAUGCAAAGGAACAGUGGUGUUGGCGAACUCUUCUUGGAACAUCAGGGACUGAGUCAAUAAAAAACAAGCAGAAAGGUGGCUUUUACUAUUGACAAAAGCAGGGGUCAAAAGAAGGAAGUUGAAGUCUUAAGACUGAAUAGGCAUUAAAAUAUACAGGUAGCAAUGAUGUACUAAACUUGCUUUAAAAAAAAGAAAUUAAAGUUAUAUUUAGAAUCAACUUUACCUGUCAUUGUAAUUGACCCAUCUGAGAACUACAACAAGCAAAAGGAAAUUCAGGUGUUUCACAAGAGCUGUAUUUAUGUUACAGUUUUUUUAAAAAAGCAUUUUCUGAAUUACCAUAACUAAUCUCUCCAACUCAUUAAGUCAGAAUAUAAUAUGAAGUUCCGCAAGGAAACAAACAGAAUGAACUCUAGAGUAUCUAGCAAAUAGUUAAAGAGGCAAUUUAUUAUUAGGACAUACUCGAGCUGCUUCCAAAUAUAAAAACUCUAUUGCAAUAUCAUCUUGUUUCAUCUUUCUAAUACAUGUACAGUACACACUAGAGGAUAGAGCUGCAUCACUUAAAUUCAUGAUUUUUUAAAAAUAAUGCAGUCUAUACACAAUUUUGUGUUUUAUUUGAUUAAGAAGUGAAGUUAUGCCACCAAAUAUAUAGCCAAAUUGUAAGUGCUUAAAAAGCAGUCCUCAGAGUAUGUUCAGUUCACAGUAAGUAGAGUUAUUGGAAUAAAUAUGUUAUGGUACAUUCUCAAAAAUUGGCUACCAACUAAAAUAUGUUUGACCCAUUUUGAAUGAGUAAAUCGAAAAGAAAAAUUUUAAAGAAGAAAAAUGCAUGUUUAUACACUUUUUAAAUAAACCAAACCUCGUAAGUGGACAUUAAUAACAGUGUCCUGCCUCAUUUGUUUACACGACUUUGAGAACAAGAAGUUCCUGAACAUCAGUCAGGUAUCGUCCAAAUGAAUAUGACUUUGAAAUAUAUGUUAGCUACUGUACAUGUAUAGUCAAUCAGUCAAGUAGAAGAGAACUUCCCUGAAUUUCCCAAACUUUCCUGAAAUUCCCACUUGUGACAUUUUUCUAUGUGCUGCCUACACAAUUGUAAAUUCUACUUCUAGUUAUACUUUCUCAUGUUUUUCCUAUGAUGUGUUCAGUAGUUGGUACUAUGAAAAAUAUUCAAUGUAAUGAUUAGGAUCGGUUCUAAAAUAUGGGGCCAGUUUGAAUGACAGUUCAUACUCCGUGCAUUAUUGGCUCAGUCACCAAUUGUGUGUCGUAUUGUUAUAGCAAAGGAAGGACACAGUUCAAUGUUUCCAUCUUUUUUAUUCCCCGAGACUGCAUCAACACAGGCAAGAGUAGAGGAACAUAAUGUUCUUUAUGGGACCAACAUCUGCUUGGUCCCAUGUAGUUCAUUUCUUCAUAGAAGAGAAAAAAAAUUCUGAGACCCACUUACUUACUAAUCCCUUUAUCAACUUUCCACCAUCAGUGCCUGAAUUUUAAUGCAGUUUGAUUUCUCUGGGACAGAGAGACUGGGGAAGAUGAGAAGUGUCUGUGAAGAAUGAAUACAUACUUAUUCACAGCUCUAAGAUGUGAGGAAUUUAAUUAUUUAUGCAGUUCCCUACUUCACCUCUUUCUAUUUAAAACAAAGUUUUGUUUGUUUUUCUUUCCUCUUUAUGCUCCUCUAUAACCCAGUUUAGCCUAAAACUUUCAUUACGCAUAUUACACAUAAACUUUUACCCCUGGUAACUGGCAGGUGUAUGUGACUAAUAAACUAAGACUUCAAAAGCAGAGUAUGUGUAUGCGGGUGGUUUCUGGAGUAAUGCAGGGCAGAGCAUCGUACCUUCCUGAUUGUCUUCAGUGCAUAAAAAUUAACUGUUUUGGUUAGAUUAUAUCAGGCCUUAUGGUUACUUGGAAUGUUCUUUUACAACAGUUCACAUCCUCUGUUAAGUCUAGUUUUAAAUUAAUUGAUUUCAGUCUAAUAUUGCACCCAAAAUAUCCUCCUCCGUAGAUAUAAAGCAAGAAAAAAUACCGUGGCAAUUCACAUGAAUUCGGGAACACUACCGAAAGUCAAAAGCCUUUGUCAACUUGCUAUACGUAAAAAGCUUCCAAUAAGGACAAGUCAGAGUAUCAUGAGAGCUACCAUGAAUUUUUUUCAUUUUUGAAGCCAGUUAAAUGCACGUGGAAAUUCACAGAGCUCACUCUUGUGCAGGUCUAAACAGAAGCCUGCAUAAGCUGUCAGAAGGAAGCCUGGGUGGGAGAGAGCAUAGUCUUAUCUUGCAUCACUGGCAGCGCUGCUAUGCAAUCACGCCCAACACAAGCACAGCUCCAUUCUCAACAUGCAAGGUCUGCACGGGGGCCAUGGCCCAAUCAGUGCUCCAACUCAGGUGUGCCUCAGUGUAUGCAGGCAGAGUCGCCCUACCCCUUCUCCAAAUCUUCCCCGUGCUGUAUUUAAAGUAAGGUGGGAGAGUACGGGGGCAUGAAAACAAUUGAUUUCUUCACAGGAUUUGAAUCCAGUUCAAAGGAGAAUAUAGGAAAAUCCAGACCAACCUUUAAGAUAUCCUGUAACCAAAGGGAAGUAAAAGCAUUGCAAGUUGACUUUCUCUGUAACAAAACAUUAAAUGGUGUUCUAUGUCCUAGUCUAAUGCUCUGGCUAUUUAAAUAUACCUUCAAUGGGAUUUGAGUUGAAAGUUUGUAUGAGUUUAAUAGAACACCUCCAAAUUUCUAUUCAACAAAGUUAUGUAAUUGUCCAUUGACAACAUAAUUAUAAUACCAAUGAGCUCUUAACUGUGGUUUCUCCACUGGAAAGUGAUUGUGUGUCAGUAUUAAAGAUAUGCAGAACCGUAACAUUCACUGAUUUGUUCAUCUGCUUCUGUAUAUUGUAUUUAUAGAAUUACAUGACAAGAAUUGGUGUAAAGCAACAUGUCUUUCCACAUUAUCUUAGAGGUGAAGUUACUUUUAUUUUGCUUCUCUGCGAUAUGUACUUCAAAUGAAACACCAUAAUUUUUACUAAUGAAGUUCAAUUUUUUCUUAUCUCAUAAUUUUCAGAAGCAUUUAUUGUGACUUUAAAGUGUUGCAAGAUAAGGGAUUUUGUGGCCGUGGGUAGACUUUUUAUACUUUGUUUUAUAGAUGUACUUUUCUUUUAACUGUAGUUUGUUUAAGUCACCAAACAGUGUCCAAAAUCUUAAUGUGUUUCAUUUGAUGUUGUUAGAUCGGAAAAGAAAUUGGCAUAAAAUUGAUUAAUAGUAUUGUCAAAGAAUUGUGUAUUGUGUAC
Molecule: messenger RNA, 9102 nt
Organism: Balaenoptera ricei (Rice's whale)
Lineage: Eukaryota; Metazoa; Chordata; Mammalia; Artiodactyla; Balaenopteridae
Gene: ROBO2
Product: roundabout guidance receptor 2
Exons: 29
Coding region: 646-5250 (1534 amino acids)
Molecular function (GO): protein binding
Source: RefSeq, a predicted model, not a curated record